Molecule: messenger RNA, 2697 nt
Organism: Oncorhynchus nerka (sockeye salmon)
Lineage: Eukaryota; Metazoa; Chordata; Actinopteri; Salmoniformes; Salmonidae
Product: thrombomodulin
Exons: 1
Coding region: 98-1219 (373 amino acids)
Biological process (GO): cell migration
Cellular component (GO): membrane; extracellular matrix; external side of plasma membrane
Molecular function (GO): extracellular matrix protein binding; transmembrane signaling receptor activity; extracellular matrix binding
Source: RefSeq, a predicted model, not a curated record
UUCCUUCCUUCCUCUAAACUUUUGUCUCUAGGGUUUCUCCUUUCAUGGUUUACUCAGUAUAACUAAAUGGAUUUUGCCCUCCACGAAUCCUCCUGUGAUGUUCAUGGCGAUCAUGGCAAUGAAAACGAAUCUUUUUCUUGGUUUGAUAACCAUAAUUAUUAUAACUGUGUUCAUGCUAACGGUAGGAGGGGAAAGCAUUGACUCGACUACAUGCGUGUGCAAUAGGAACAUUUGCAACGCUGUAACCCUGGGUGCUGUCGAUUUCCAGACAUCGGGGGAAACAUGCCAAAAUAUGGAAGGAGAGUUAUUGACAGUUCGAUCUGCAGCAUCAGACGAAAUUAUUGGAGAUUUGCUUGUAGGCUUAACGGGAGACUUCUGGAUCGGUUUGCGCCUACAAGCUGACCGAUGUAGCAACAUCGAAUCGAAAUUGAGAGGAUAUCAGUGGGCAACUGGAUUUCAAAUCACAGAAUUCAGCAACUGGAAAGACAACGUAAAUGUCUGCGCUCCACGGUGUGUGUCCGUUUCUACCGAUCGAAAGUGGACAGAACGACCUUGUCAGGAAAAAGUCGAUGGAUUUUUGUGUCAGAAUGUUCAUGAAAGCAUGUGCCAAACACCGCAAAUGGAGGCUCAAGAGUUUUUGAAGGAUGGUGAAGGAUGCGCUAUGGCUCCUUGCGAACAUAUAUGCACAGAGGUACCAGGGGGCUACACAUGCUCGUGUAAAGAAGGAUAUAUUCCAAGUAGCGAAAAUCCGCACUUUUGUAAAAUGCACUGUUUUUUGGCCAAAUGUCCAGUAAUAUGCGACAGACACAGCGCCGGGACACAAUGUGAUUGUCCUAGUGGCUUCAUAAAGAGUGACGAUUAUUGCCAAGAUAUUGACGAAUGCGACAAUGGAUAUUGUGAUCAAAGUUGUGUUAACACGGCUGGAAGUUUUGUUUGUUCGUGCAGUGCAGGAUUUUCCCUUCAAAAUCUCGUUAAAUGUGUCAAAACAGUCGGAAAUGAAAGUGUUCCCUUAACAACGCCUGUCCACAGCGACUUUUUAGCGCCAGGUGUUAACUUUACAAGUAAUGUAUCAUCAGCAACAGCGGGGGGGUUUCUUUGGGUAUGGAUUUUCAUUGCAGUGGCGGUCAUAGUACUGAUACUUGUUGUUCGGUAUUGUGUUAUUAAGCGUCAUGAGCAGAAUGUCGAUAGCCAACAGAGAUGUAAUGACGAGGCGUUAUAGAAACCAGUGACUGCCACAUUAAGGAAUGAGGAAAAGCUACUCAAGUUGGGGAGGGGGUUCAAUGCUACUGUUGUGACUGUUGUUCAAUAUUACUUCUAGAGCCAUGUUGUCAUAAAUGUUAUGGACCCUAAAUAAAGAUGUCUAAAAAGAAACAACGAAUGACUUAUAGCAUUUUCAUAUGUAGAACAUUCUCAUAAUGGUUGCUAAAUAGUGUAUGAUAAAUAAAAACGGUUUAUGAAUCAUAAAAAUGUAAAAUAAAAGUUAACAUUUCGUUGAUGGAUACCCUACAAAUGAUACACAUACGCAUACACAUUUACAGACAAGGGCAUAUGGUUCUUUAAAUCAAAGUAAUAUAACAAUUGGUUGCUUAAGUGUCUCCUGACCCCUCCUGUCUCAGCCUCCAGUAUUUAUGCUGCAGUAGUUUAUGUGUCGGGGGACUGGGGUCAGUUUGUUAUAUCUGGAGUACUUCUCCUGUCCUAUUCGGUGUCCUGUGUGAAUCUAAGUGUGCGUUCUCUAAUUCUCUCCUUCUCUCUUUCUUUCUCUCUCUCGGAGGACCUGAGCCCUAGGACCAUGCCCCAGGACUACCUGACAUGAUGACUCCUUGCUGUCCCCAGUCCACCUGGCCGUGCUGCUGCUCCAGUUUCAACUGUUCUGCCUUAUUAUUAUUCGACCAUGCUGGUCAUUUAUGAACAUUUGAACAUCUUGGCCAUGUUCUGUUAUAAUCUCCACUCGGCACAGCCAGAAGAGGACUGGCCACCCCACAUAUGUGCUCUCUAAUUCUCUCUUUCUUUCUCUCUCUCGGAGGACCUGAGCCCUAGGACCAUGCCCCAGGACUACCUGACAUGAUGACUCCUUGCUGUCCCCAGUCCACCUGGCCGUGCUGCUGCUCCAGUUUCAACUGUUCUGCCUUAUUAUUAUUCGACCAUGCUGGUCAUUUAUGAACUUUUUAACAUCUUGGCCAUUUUCUGUUAUAAUCUCCACCCGGCACAGCCAGAAGAGGACUGGCCACCCCACAUAGCCUGGUUCCUCUCUAGGUUUCUUCCUAGGUUUUGGCCUUUCUAGGGAGUUUUUCCUAGCCACCGUGCUUCUACACCUGCAUUGCUUGCUGUUUGUGGUUUUAGGCUGGGUUUCUGUACAGCACUUUGAGAUAUCAGCUGAUGUACGAAGGGCUAUAUAAAUAAAUUGGAUUUGAUUUGAUUUAAUGUCACGGACCAUUAAUGCUUUUGAUAAUAUUAAUGUGGCCUAAUUAUUAUACUGUUAUAAUUAGUACUACACUAUGAAUGGUCAAAAUGUACAAGCUGAAGGAGGUCCUGAGCUUACCCAUGAUGUUAUAUUCAGAUUUGGUACAAUCACUUUUUAUCCACCCUGCUGUUAUUAUCGGUAUUGUAAAAUAAAGCCCCAAGAACAUCCAUUAAGGACACGUUUGUGUUACUUUUUUUGGUGAAAAAAUAAAUAAAGAAAUAUAUAUAUCCCAGAUA